Annulohypoxylon truncatum is the source of this 1146-nucleotide messenger RNA. RefSeq lists its product as uncharacterized. Bases 461 to 901 code for a protein of 146 amino acids. Lineage: Eukaryota; Fungi; Ascomycota; Sordariomycetes; Xylariales; Hypoxylaceae. The record is from RefSeq and is a predicted model, not a curated record. The transcript has a single exon.
UAAUUUUUCGAACCACUUCCUAAAGGAAAGAAGAAAAAAAAUCACGACACACAAUAACCCUUCGUAAACUCAGGGCAAAACAAAAUCACAACACAAUACCCCUUCGUAAACUCAUUAGUUCAUAUAUAAAGCGCGCCGCGCCCUCGAAGGUGCUUCGAAGGGCAAGCGUUAUUAGUUCACCAAUACUAUAAUACUACCUAGCAUUCACUCUAUGUGUGACCUCUAUCACGGAGCACUCCUCUCUCUGACAACAUUCUAGCUCUGCCUUUACUCCGAUCCAAUUCAAUGUAUGAUGUCUCAAAUAGUCUGACAACCGACGUGUACAUCCGACUUACACUGGCGAUUCCUGUUUGGAUUACAACCAAAUGCUCGUGCGGACGGCAAAGGAAGAGGAUCUACCUGGCCAGGUUCCUGAAAUACAAUCGCACCUAUUAGAGACUAUCUACUGAACAGGUUGUAUAUGGCCUUAAAAGAUAGCCAGCUUCCUGGGAAUUACUUCGUUGCUGGUGUCUGGCCUCCAGCGCUGAGGGAUGCCGACAUGAUAAUCAGAUUCGAAUCCAAAACGUUGAUGGGCGACUGCUGCAUGAUCCAUAUCGCAAGACCUUUUCGUCCUGGCUUUAUAAUCAUAAUAAGAUACCCCGAUCGCGAUUUUCCUAUGAUCGCUCUAGUGGAAGAGGACGCGAGCAAGUCAUUUUUGGACUAUAUGUUGAAUUCUGAAGUUCUUCAGAAAACGUGGGUGAGAAUGCAAUUGAAAAACCGCUUUGUAAAAACGGAAACCCUGUCAAGCUUGGUAAGGAGCCAACUUGAUGGCUCACCUGUAACGCUGCAAGUGUCUUUAGAGGCUCAUAUGGACGAUAUGCGGAAAGGAUUUAGUUUAUGUCUGACCUCUUCGGUUGACUAGGAGGUUGGAGAGCCCUUGGUUCGAGUCGCAUCUUAAUAUCGCGCUUGUCUAUACCUUCGGAGCGAAACAGGUGGGCAUUAGUCUCGUUGGCAAUGUUUUCUAAAACAGGGCUAGUAUUUCUAUGAGCAAAUAAAUAUCUUGUUUGGGGCAUAGCUGAUUCGUAGAUCAAUGCACUGAAGCCAUUCCAGUAUCAAGUUGAUGGAAAAUCUCCUCUUCACGUGUGAACCUACCUUAGUUUGGGUCAA